ACGAAACAAUCUGGUCUCUCCGCCAUCUUAGGAUUUUCAUGGUAGUUCAACGUUAGAAUCGUGGCUGUACGUUACAAGAGCAUCCGUUAAGAUUCGUGCAAGUGAACUACUUGAGUUGUGUGUGCAUUCCAGUUCUGAUGGCUGAAACGGAUAAAUUGAACAUAGACAGCAUUAUAGCACGGCUAUUGGAAGUGCGUGGUGCUCGUCCUGGCAAGAAUGUACAGCUAACAGAAAGUGAAAUAAGAGGUCUGUGUUUAAAAUCACGAGAAAUAUUUCUUUCUCAACCAAUUUUGCUGGAGUUAGAAGCACCACUUAAGAUUUGCGGUGACAUCCAUGGUCAAUAUUAUGAUCUCCUCAGAUUAUUUGAAUAUGGUGGUUUCCCACCAGAAUCUAAUUACCUUUUCCUUGGGGAUUAUGUGGACAGAGGGAAGCAGUCUUUGGAAACAAUCUGCCUUUUACUGGCUUAUAAAAUUAAAUAUCCAGAAAACUUUUUCCUGUUAAGAGGAAAUCACGAGUGUGCCAGUAUCAAUAGGAUAUAUGGAUUUUAUGAUGAAUGCAAGCGGCGGUAUAACAUUAAGCUUUGGAAAACAUUCACGGACUGUUUCAAUUGCCUACCUGUGGCUGCCAUUGUAGAUGAAAAAAUAUUCUGUUGUCAUGGUGGGCUCAGUCCUGAUCUCCAGAGCAUGGAACAGAUUCGUCGUAUAAUGCGGCCAACUGAUGUACCAGACCAAGGCCUCCUUUGUGAUUUGUUGUGGUCUGACCCUGAUAAGGACACAAUGGGCUGGGGUGAGAAUGACAGAGGUGUGUCCUUUACAUUUGGAGCAGAAGUAGUUGCAAAGUUUUUGCACAAGCAUGACUUUGACCUCAUUUGUAGAGCUCAUCAGGUUGUAGAAGACGGCUACGAAUUUUUUGCGAAACGACAGCUGGUCACACUUUUCUCAGCACCCAAUUACUGUGGUGAAUUUGACAAUGCAGGUGCAAUGAUGUCCGUUGAUGAAACACUCAUGUGCUCAUUCCAAAUAUUGAAGCCGGCUGAUAAGAGGAAGUUUGCUUAUGGAGGACUGAAUGCUGGAAGACCUGUUACACCACCCCGUGGAGCAACAACAAAGAACAAAAAAAAGUGAACGUGUCUGGGUUGAGCAACUGAGCUGCUUAAAUAUACUUAAUUUGAAUGCUGAAUUCACUGUAGCAGCUAGAACUACAGGAGUAUUGUGCAUUGUGGAGAGACUGCUGAAAAUAUAAAUGUUGUGUAAUAUUGUGUUGGGCCUGAAGUCCUGACUCAGACGUUGUCACAAAGCUGUUUACCAGUGGUACAACAUAUUUGUAGUUUUAUAAUUUUAUGCCAAACAUUCUUCAGUACUCAUUACAAGCAAAAAUUAAUACUAAGUUAAAUACGUGACAGCGUAUCAGUGCAAUUGCAGUUAUUUUAUCAAAAUCUGUUUACUGUGGAGCUACCUGUUCUGCAGUCAACUUUUUGUAAUGCAGAGCUGUUAAAAGUGGAAUGAACUUACAAAUAUGUAAUAUUUGGAAUAUUGAAGCACUAUUAGAUAUAACAGUGUUUUUAUUUCUAACAUAUAUAAGUGAAAUUACAUAGAUGCAAGUUUGUGUUGUAGCACAGUCUGAAGAGUAUUAGAAGGUACAUCAGUGAUGACUCAUUAUGAGUGACUAGUAGUGCUUAAUAUUAAACAAAAAACAUGAAUACCUUCACUAAUAAUCUGAACAUUGUAGUUAAGAUAUCCGAACCACCAAAACGUUUAAGUAGAAUUUCCAAGGAUUGGAAAAGCUUCUCAUGACAAAAGUAUUCACCCUUCUUGGCAGUGAUUGAGAGUACCAGUAGUGUUAGUUAAGUCUAUGCCACUUCUUUCAUACCUUGCCUCAUCCCUUGUAUUUUCCUCAGUUCUCACAGCAGAAUUUUAAUGGCCUGCUUGCAUGACAGUAGUAUUUAUGUAUAGUUUCUAAGCAUAAUUUUGCAAAGUACUUCAUAGAAUAACGUCCUUCAUUUCACUGAGUGUAGGAGUUUUGAAACAUGAAAUGAAAUGUAUCGUCCAUUAUGUUGUAAUUAAUCCUGUGACAACAGCAAGUGGUCACAUUGUUUUGAAUUUGUUAUAAGAAUGUUUUGUGAUGAAGUGCAUAUUUUUUUUCAGAGACCAGAUAUAUUUAAUAAUGUGGUCAACUUCCAUCCAUUUUUGGAUACUUAAAUGUACAUUACAAAAUUCAUAUUGUAUAUAAUUGUUGAUGGAUCUCCAGUUUAUCAUCUUGACUGUCUUUAUAAUGUCCCUUUAAUGAAUGUGGAGAGAGCAAAAAGAAACAAAACCUCAAUUUUAAAACAAUUCGUAAAUGAUUGUUUGAUUUUAUAACCUAAUCCUGACGCGGACACUUGGUGUUAACAUUACAAUCAAAGAUAAAAUUGCUGAGAAAGCAGUUGCAGUGUAGUGACAAAAUGUAAUAUUUCACUAUUUGUAAUUGCUGACUACCAUUUUGUCUUGCUAAUUGAAGUCCAAGCUGCUUAAUGACAAAGGAAACGAAUCUCAGAGUUUAAUGUGUGGAGCGGUAGUCUCCUAGGUGUGCAAAAAUGUUAAAAUUCAUCUGCGAAAUAAAUUUUGUACUGUAUUGCUAAACUAUUUGCUGUAUGGAGAUUAAUCUCUUGGAGAUAGUUUUCAACUUGGGUUUCGGAGUAGUGGUAUGCAAAACAUGAAUGCUUAAAUUUUUGUAUAUUUUGCUAGUUCUUCACUUGUAAAAUUAUACACUGUUGAAUGCUAUAUUUUGUUGGGGAAACGUUGUUCAUACUAUAUAUGUAUAAAAUGGUCUAAUAUUUUGGAGGCAAUAGAUGCCGGCACGAAUGUCGGAAUUUGUGUUCAAAAUUGUUUUAGAGCACAAGAAGUUUGGAGUUGCGGAAAAUUUUAACAUUUGGGUAUCGUAGUAGAAUGGGAAUUAGUGGGGAAUUAAGGCAAUGAUGGAAAGUUGUUACACUUUCAUUUUGGUCUGAUUUAUUUAGGCAUAAUCAUAACUCAGUUUUGCUUGUUUCCAAUUUAACUGAUUAACUUCUUAUGACAUGUUUGACAAUAUUGUCUUUAACUUCUUAUGACAUGUUUGACAAUAUUGUCUUUUCUGCAGUCACUAAUACUCUUGUAUCACCAUUUUGAGAUUGCAAAGUAUGCUGAUGUUAAGUUCAUUCACAGUGCUGUUCAUGACUGACUCUUAUUUCAAAAAGAGCCAUUAAUUUUUUAUUGCUCGUAGGGAAGUGUGCAAAAUACACAUCAAAUAAAUAGCUGCUGAUAAAUUUCAGAAGGUAGCUGGCUGUGUGUGAUCAGAGAGGAAUACACUAGCUACGGACAGAACUUUCACAUUUCUCAUAAAGCGCGCCUCAUGAGACUUUAAUGUAAGCACACAUCUGAUGCCAUGAGUCCGAGGGCAGAAACAAAUUUGGACUUCGGUGGUAUGGGCCAGUAGGUAGAGUUGUAAAGGGAGAGGGUGCUAUGUCGUAAUUGUUCCUGGUGUAUUAGAUUAAAGACCUGAAAUAAAUUCGCUUUUUUGCACUUGUGAAUAUGGAUCUUAAAUAUCUACAUCCAUACUCCGCAAGCCACCUGACGGUGUGUGGUAGAGUGUACCUUGAGUACCUCUAUUGGUUCUCCCUUCUAUUCCAGUCUCUAUUGUUCGUGGAAAGGAUUGUCGGUAUGCCUCUAUGUGGGCUUUAAUCUCUGAUUUUAUCCUCAUGGUCUCUUCGCGAGAUAUACGUAGGAGGGAGCAAUAUACUGCUUGACUCCUCGGUGAAGGUAUGUUCUCGAAACUUCAACAAAAGCCCGUACCGAGCUACUGAGUCUCUCUCCUGCAGAGUCUUCAACUGGAAUUUAUCAUCUCCGUAAUGCUUUCACGAUUACUAAAUACCUGUCAUUUUGGCCUUUAGUGAAAUGGUUUCCUAAUUCCAACCUAACUUUAGUGUGGGCUGCAGCUCUGUGCUUGAAGGGAAAAUUGCUGAACAAGUGUUUUUUUCAUACACAAAAAUGUCAUUUUUAGGCUCCAUGAUGAAUAUUUGUUGUGUGUCCAGGACAUGAAAUUUUAAAUUACUGGAAUAACAUUAAUAGUGUGCACGCGCGCACACACACACACACACACACACACACACACACACACACUAAUUGCAAAUAAUCAAUUGCAGAGAUAAUUAAAUGAAAUAUGGAAGUAAUAUAGAGGAAUGUGUACAAAAAAUUUGAGAACCAAGUAUUCAGCAGUUUUGAUUGCAGCAAGGUUGCUUUUGGUACAUGUAUCCAGUAGGUUCAUGCAGACUAGCAGGUAUUGUCCUGCAAGUUUCGUCAUUACUUCUGAAACCCUGAUUCCUCAGUAGGACUUCACAUUGUGACAGUCCAGUUCUGUUUUUGCCGUGUCUUCCAUGCCACAUAAGGUAAAUAUGAACCUGCAGUUGGCCCCUUGUAGGUGUUAAGUGUUUUGGAUAGAAUCUCGCCAAAGAUCUGCUUGGUGAUUUCCUGGGGAUAACUGUCUUGCAGUAGUUUUUUUGCAUGGAGAUCUUUCCUUAAUACCGAGUCUUGGUUGUUACGAUUUGUGUUCAAACGAGGUAUGUGGGGUAAAUUUCCUGUUUCUCUCUACUUCUGAAUCUGCUUUCCUGGGUAUACAUGGUGGUAUACGUAUAAUGUGGUAUAGUUGGUGGAGGAUAUUUUGGUGUGGUGAAAUAUUGCCUGGGCAGAUAUUUGAAGUACUUUUGGUUGGGAUGGCACCUGUAAGUUGUGGACGAUGUUCUAUGCAGAUACUUUUCAGAAAUAAGCUCAGACUGAGCUUUGAAUGUAAGGGAAUGGUCCAUAUUUUUGUAUGUGGUUGAGUAAGCAGCUGUUUAGUGAAAGCCACACCUGUAACUUAACAUCUUUCAUAACCAUUCGCAGGGUUGGCUCAAAUUGAGGAUAUGUUCACAGCAAGGCCUUUCUUGGCAGUGCCUUCUAUAAAUGACACAAGUGAAACUAAACAGAUUUUUGUCUGUUGGUUCUUUCCCAUGCUUUGUGCCAAGUCCUGAAAUUUGCAAUUUAAAGUGAUUGGUGUAUAGUGAGAUUCAAUAUUCAUUGAUUUGUAGCAGAUCCAAACAUUUUAAUUCCUUCUUAGUUUGUCAAGACCUGCAGCUUUUAUUCUUCAUAGAUUUGAAAACACUAUCUGAUUCUUUCAAGGUGGAAAUAGUGCUGAAAUAAUCUUUCUCAUCUUGGAGUUUUCAGAUAUUUCUUCAGCCUUACCAUCAAAAAGGAUAUUACAACACUGAAAAUUUGUAAAACUUAUUCUUGUGACUUGGACUGUCUUGGUGUUACUGUGAAGGGAAGUAGAUGGUUUUGACUGAUCAGUAAAACAUCUAAGAUUCCCUAAACGUCUGCUCUCCAUGAAAGGGAAUGGGCUGAGGUGUGCCAGUUGCAUGCCCCCCCCCCAUGUUCAAUGGACCUGACAACUCUGACUUUUCCUUUUGGGAAAAAUCAUGGGAUCUUCUUCCACACUUACUGGCUUCUGUCAGUUAGAAUCGAACUCUCAACUGUGGCAUUCUGCAUGCAUAGACUUCAGAUGGGACGUGCACCAUAUAAUAGAUGAUUUACUUAAAACCUCUUUAUUUAGUUCAAUAGAUGAAAAAUCUACUCACCAAGUAGUGGCAGCACACACAUGUAAGACUUAACUGAUAUCACAACACACACUUGUGAGUGCGUUCUGCUGCCACUUGGUGAGUAGAUUUUUCAUCUAUCCAGUUAAUUUCAUUAAUAAUUGUUUUUGUUAUUUGAACCUGUUUAGGCACACAAUAAAAAAGCUUCAUGUAUUUUGCUAUAAAAUGAUACAGAAAUGGUGCCUGUAGGGUAAAUAAAGAUGAGUUUUUGAA
Messenger RNA from Schistocerca nitens (vagrant locust), 5854 nucleotides. RefSeq names its product serine/threonine-protein phosphatase alpha-2 isoform. Gene Ontology annotation, cellular component: cytoplasm; nucleus. Gene Ontology annotation, molecular function: protein serine/threonine phosphatase activity. NCBI's taxonomy places the organism in Eukaryota, Metazoa, Arthropoda, Insecta, Orthoptera, Acrididae. The transcript has 7 exons. The coding region runs from base 138 to 1124 and encodes 328 amino acids. The record is from RefSeq and is a predicted model, not a curated record.